UCAAUCAUCUCGUCUUUUCGCUUCCUUUCCUUUUCCCAUUCAUCGUUAAGCAUCCUAUUACACCCUUCACAAAACUGCCCACUCUAGUCAUUCCUUUGGCCCGCUCCGUGCUAUCUCUAUCCACCGCCAUCAUCGAGCAGCCAUUAUGCGGGCAUUCUGGCCUUUGCUGAGCCUGGCAGCUGUAGCCACUGCUCACGAUGGCCCUGAUCUCAACCUCUUCGAUUAUGGCCAGCGAGGACCUCUCUUAGGCACGUGGUUGGGUAUACCCGGGCAAAAUGCCACAUUCGACUAUAUCGUUAUAGGCGGGGGAACUGCCGGUUUGACUGUUGCUAGCCGACUGGUCAAGAGCGGAUAUCUCAGCGUGGCCGUCGUGGAGGCAGGCGGCUUCUACGAAAUUGACAAUGGAGACCUGUCCGUGAUUCCCGAAUAUAUGAACUUUUUCAUCGGUCCAGAUCCCAGUGACUACCAGCCGCUCAUUGAUUGGGGGUUCCUGACCCAACCGCAGCAGAGUCUGGGAGAUCGUGUUCUUCACUUACCACGCGGGAAAACACUCGGGGGCGGCUCAGCAAGACACCACAUGUACUACCAGCGCCCUACCAUAGGCAGCUUGCACAAGUGGGCGGAAGAGGUAGACGACGAGAGCUAUGAAUUUGACAACAUGCUCCCAUACUAUAAGAAGUCGGUUCAUUUUACUCCCCCGGAUGAGGAACUUUUCACCAACUCGACGAACAUACAAAACCCAGAGGCCUUCAGCUCGUCCGGUGGCCCUCUUGAGGUUUCCUCGGGGAACUUCGUUGAUGGCUUUGGAACCUGGCUUCGCAAAGCACUCAUUGCUCUUGGGUUGAAGCAGACCGAAUUCAACAGUGGCAAUCUCUCGGGAUCUGGAUAUUCAACCCUGACCAUCAACCCCAGCAAUGCUCAUCGUUCCUCGUCGGAGACUAGUUUUUUGCAAUCGACACUGAACAGUGGCAUAGGCCCUGUGGUGUAUCACAAGACCCUUGCACAGAGAAUCAAUUUCGAUACGCACAGAGUCACAACGGGCGUCCAGGUCCAAACGGCCGGAACUUUCGGCACUCCAUCUGUCAACUUCACCCUCAGUGCUCGGAAGGAGGUUAUAUUGUCUGCAGGAGCCAUUCAGUCCCCCCAGUUGUUGAUGGUAUCGGGUAUCGGUCCACACGACCAGCUUUCCCGGUUCAACAUCACCUGCAUCAGUCACACGCCAGGAGUUGGUCAGAACUUACAAGAUCAUCCUAUGGCUGGAACAACCCACCGAGUAGAUGUCCCAACUGUAGCCACAUUGGCUGACGAUGAGGCGCUCGUGGAGUCCAAUGUCAAACAAUACAUUGAGAAUGCCACCGGACCACUAUCCCUCCCUGGGCCGGGGUACUUUGGAUGGGAGAAAUUACCCAAGCCAUACCGCUGGCGUCUUUCCAAUGAAACUAUCGCAGCGCUUUCCACCUUGCCGGAUGACUGGCCGGAAACCAUGUAUACCGCCAGCGGCUUUGCACAGACUGCCAAUGCGGACGAUAAACAGAUAUAUGCCACCAUCGUUUUUGCAGAUGCUGCACCUUUUUCCCGCGGCCAGAUCACACUGGCAGGCCCAAAUAUGACAACUCCGCCCAUCAUUGACCCCCAAUGGCUCUCGAACUCUACAGACAUGGAGGUCAUGGUUAACGCGGUCAAGCGAAGUCGCCAGAUUUGGGCGGAGCUGGCCGAGCUAGGUGUCGCCGACCCAGAAGAAUAUCUCCCCGGGAACAAUGUAACGACAAAUGAGCAAAUCCGUGACUUCCUCCGGAAAAACACGAUUACUUUCUCACACGCGUCGUCAACUUGUAAAAUGGGACGGAAAGACGACCCAAUGGCAGUCUUAGAUAGCUCUGCACGGGUGUAUGGGGUCCGGGGUCUGCGGGUUGUUGAUGCGAGCAGUUUCCCUUUCCUGCCUCCAGGGCUUCCGCAGUCGACAGUCUAUGCUUUUGCAGAGAAGAUUGCCGAUGAUAUCUUGCACGGACGGUGAUUGAGUUGAUCCAAAGGCAAUGCUCGAGCACGUGCAGUACUGUAUAUAUACCAUCCUUAGUCCAAAACGACAUUGAUACCAACUAUUAUUGCUAGUAGCCUUUUGGUGCAAUGGUAACCAUGCCUUAGGAUCCUCUGUUGCCGAUUUCGCUCGAUCAUACUGAGGAUAUCAACAGACACUAACCCGACAAUAGUGUCCUGCUGCAGAUAGUCAGUAAACAGCCUCGGUUUCUCCAAAAGUCUUAUCGACCUAAAAGGCAAAGCACAAGGCU
This is a messenger RNA of Aspergillus sclerotioniger CBS 115572, 2285 nucleotides long. RefSeq names its product GMC family oxidoreductase. Gene Ontology annotation, molecular function: oxidoreductase activity, acting on CH-OH group of donors; flavin adenine dinucleotide binding. The coding region runs from base 146 to 2014 and encodes 622 amino acids. NCBI's taxonomy places the organism in Eukaryota, Fungi, Ascomycota, Eurotiomycetes, Eurotiales, Aspergillaceae. The record is from RefSeq and is a predicted model, not a curated record. The transcript has a single exon. Gene Ontology annotation, biological process: secondary metabolite biosynthetic process.